Molecule: messenger RNA, 15367 nt
Organism: Schistocerca nitens (vagrant locust)
Lineage: Eukaryota; Metazoa; Arthropoda; Insecta; Orthoptera; Acrididae
Product: basement membrane-specific heparan sulfate proteoglycan core protein-like
Exons: 83
Coding region: 604-13803 (4399 amino acids)
Cellular component (GO): plasma membrane
Molecular function (GO): calcium ion binding; protein binding
Source: RefSeq, a predicted model, not a curated record
CACGAGCACCAGCAGCACCACGACCAGCCAGACAACUACUCCACCACGCCAGCACCAGGAAUUCCUGCUCCAGCUGCGACGCGCGAAUCUUUCGUCGUCGCGCCCUUCUCGCAACUGGAAGAUGACUUCCAAGAGGCCGAACUAGCGAGGGACGGAACGUCGCACGCAGAGACAUCUGCCGCCGGCUUCGGAGACCUCCUGCAGCGCGCCAAGCGCCACAUCCUCGACUGGUGGCACGGAGCGGAACCGAGUCAUCACAAGGAAGUUUCAGCCCCGCACUCCCGCGUCCGUCGUCAGGAGGAUGACUACGGCAAUGAAGAUGAUUACGAUGAGAACUACAACGGACCGGACGACGCAGAUGACGACGAGAAUGGCAACUACGACCAGAAUGGCGAGAACGGCAAUGGGGACAACGGCUACGGACCAGAAAACGGUGAGGAAGACGUGCCGAUACCGGGAGACAAUGACGACGAGGACCUCUACGAACUGGGCCCGCAUUCCGGCUCCGGGGCCGGAAGCCACGGCAUCGCGUCCCCUACCACGACUUCUCCAGAACACGCACCCGCAGAGCCGCAGCCUCCAGGCUCUCCACGCUACUACCGCAUGACGCUGGUCCUUCUGGAGCCGUACCAUGAAGACAUGGCCAACCGCUCCAGUUCCAGGUUCGAGGACCUCAGCAGGCAACUGGUGGAUUUUGUCCAGCGGCUGUACGAAGACCUACCGGGAGAACAGCGUGCGAUGCUCAUCAGACUCCAGCCAAAUGGUGACCCAUUCAAGUCAGUAGCUACCUUGGACAUCGGGACACGCUAUUUCUACGAUGCGGAACAAAUUCGGCAGCGGAUCUACGACCAUAUCCGCAACUACCGGUCUCUGGACAAUAUCCCUGCAACUGCCGAGGGCUUCACCUUCAAAGAGUUCAGCGGCCAAAACGGCGCGCGCCCCACCGCAUGUGCUCCAAACGAACUGCCCUGUCGCAGUGGCGAGUGCCUCCCGGCAUCCACGCGAUGCAACGGCAGGCAGGAGUGCGAGGACGGUUCCGACGAGGCAGGAUGUCCUCCUCCGGCGGUUACAGUGCCAGUGUCCCGUAGCCCGCCUGUGUACGCCGAUACGACUACCACUAGCACAACCACCACCACCACAACAACCACGACCACCACAACUCCUGCCCCGACACCUCCCGUCCUCCCGACCGAGCCCGAACCGGUAACUCAGCGUGCCCCGGAGCCACUGGAGUCCGAUAGCCUCGCCCGUGGAUCGGGAGCUAUUUUGCCGACGCCUCCGCCGACAUUCGAGGACGAGUGCCGUGCAGACGACAAGGUGCGCUGCGCAGACAACUCGCGCUACAUCUGCGCCGUGCAGCGGUGCGACGGCACCGAAGACUGCCGCGACGGAUCCGACGAGAGGGACUGCCCCGGACAGUCGACCACCACCACGACGUCGACAGCUGCUCCAGAGCCAGAACCGACUGAGUGCGCCGUCGGCGAGUUCCUGUGCGACCUCAGCCGGUGCAUCCUGGCGUCCCAGCGCUGCGACGGGGUGCGGGACUGCGACGACGGCACCGACGAGCACGAGUGCCCCACGCAAGCGCCCCCUGAGGACGGCUUCCGCUGUGACGACGGCACCUUGAUCGAGUACUUCAAGCGCUGUGACUAUGUAGACCACUGUAGCAAUGGAGAAGACGAGAGGGGCUGCGGAGAACCGGCAGCCUGCGACCCGCGCUCGCAGUGGCAGUGCAACAUGGGAGAGUGCAUCGACCAGAGGCUGGUGUGCGACGGCAAGCGGGACUGCCCCAGGGACGGCUCGGACGAGGAGAACUGCCCACCCAGGCAAUGCACGGAGGGCGAAUUCCGCUGCAGGAUCAGCGGCCGCUGCAUCUCGCAGGCGCAGAGGUGCGACCGGCGGUACGACUGCGGCGACGAUGAUUUCUCGGACGAACAGAACUGCCCAUGCGGCGAGGGCGAUUUCAGGUGCGACAACGGCUUCUGCAUCGACGGCGGCCAGCGCUGCGACGGCGUCAGGCAGUGCCAGGACGGCAGCGACGAGGCGCGAUGCCCCCCUACGACCGAUACGCGGCCGACACCGCCCUCGUCUUCCGGCUGCCGGAGGGACGAGUUCCGGUGCAACGACGGUCGCUGCCUCGGCAUCUCGCAGCGCUGCAAUGGCGUCCGGGAGUGUUCGCAGGGAGAGGACGAGCGAGGCUGCGUGACGUGUCUGCCGUCCGAGUUCAAGUGCCAGGACCAGUCGCGGUGCAUCGACCAGUCGCUGCGGUGCGACGGGCGCUACGACUGCCCGGACGGGAGCGACGAGGGAGAUCUGUGCACCACGCUUCCACCUGAAGAAGUCGCUCCGUGCCCGGGAACCGACUUCACCUGCUCGGACGGCAGCUGUAUUCCGAUAGAGCUGGUCUGCGACGGUCGCGCGGACUGCCCGCGCGGUCUGGACGAGUUGGACUGCGGUAACGACGUGACGUCACCGCGCCCUACCGUGGAAGAUCGAACUGUUACCGGCUUCACUGCAGCGGAACCUUCGCCACCGGACAGUGGCUCGGCAACCACCUGUGCUCCUUCCCAGUUCACGUGCCGGGACGGGACGUGCAUCGAGGCCAGCCGCCACUGUGACAGGACUUUCGACUGCCCCGACUACUCGGACGAGGAGAGAUGUGAGGGAGUGUGCGUCCCGGGUGAGUUCCCCUGUGCCGACGGAAGUCAGUGUGUGCCAGAGUACCAGCGGUGCGACAGACAACGCAACUGCAGGGACGGGUCCGACGAGGAAGACUGUGAAGGCUGCGCGGACAACCAGUUCGAGUGCAACGACGGCACUUGCAUCGACCUGGCGAGGCAGUGCAACGGCUUCCCGGAGUGCCGCGAUGGCAGCGACGAGUUCAACUGCCCCGACACUGACUUUGACCCCGAGGUGCCUGGCGGAGGCUACACCACUGACAGGGAGCCCGAUUUCAGCCGCUCUCCGGAUUCCACCGAGUAUCCGACUGGCGCUCCGCCGGUAGAUGAAGAAGAGUGCACGGCUGAGCAGUUCCGCUGUUCAAAUGGCGUGUGUAUUUCUGACGCGUUCCGCUGUGACGGCUACCCCGACUGCAUCGAUGGUUCUGACGAGACUGGAUGCCCGCGGCGUGAGUGUGCCGUGUCCGAGUUCAGGUGCCGCGAAGGGACGUGCAUCCCGCUGGGCCGCCGGUGCGACGGGCGGACGGACUGUUCCGACUUCUCUGACGAAUACGAUUGUCCAACACCUGCUCCAACAUGCAGUGCUCUGGAAUUCACUUGUGGGGAUGGCAGCUGCAUCGACCGUCGACGCGUCUGUGACGGACGUCCUGAUUGCCGUGACUACUCGGACGAGAGGGACUGUGCUUGCAGGCCCGGAGAGUUCCGCUGCCGGGACGGACAGUGUGUGCCCGACUACCAACGGUGUGACGGAGUGGCACAGUGCCGUGACAGCAGUGAUGAAUACGGAUGUCCUCCGCGCCCGCCGCCACCCACGCCACCCUCGGGAAACUGCUUGCCCGGGCAGUUCGCGUGUGCCAGCGGAGGGGAGUGUGUGCCGCAGUCGUCAGUGUGCAAUGGCCGACCCGACUGCAGGGACCGCUCGGACGAGAGGGACUGCCCUGCCGUACCAACUGUCGGAGGCCUCAACCUGAAGACUUAUCCUGACGACCAGAUCAUCAAAGAAAGCCGCGAGGUGGUAUUCCAGUGCAGAGACGAGGGGCCGCUGAGGGCGCGCGUCCACUGGCUGAGGGCCAACAACCAGCCACUGCCGCCAGGCUCACGGGACGUCAACGGUCGUCUGGAGAUGCCGGAGAUACAGCUUGAACAUUCUGGAACGUACAUAUGUGAAGCAAUUGGGUACUAUCCUUCAACUCCCGGAGCGAGGGCUUAUGUCACACUGACGGUUGAACAAUUGGACCUGCCCGUAACACGACCAGCGUACACCUGCCAACCGUACGAAGCCACCUGUGCCAACCUCGACUGCAUUCCCAAGGAGAAGGUCUGUGACGGAAACUUUGACUGUGUGGAUGGCUCGGACGAGAUGCGGUGCAGUGCCCACGGAUGUGAGCCCAACGAAUUCCAAUGUGACAACAAGAGGUGUGUGCUGAAGACGUGGCGCUGUGACUCGGACGACGACUGCGGCGACGGCUCUGACGAGCAGAACUGUGCAACUAAUCCGCCAGGUUCUCCGUGCCGAUACAACGAAUUCCAGUGCCGCUCGGGUGACCAGUGCAUCCCUAAGUCGUUCCAGUGUGACUUGGAAGUGGACUGCCAGGACAGGAGUGACGAAAUUGGCUGCUCUCCCGUCUACAUUCAGACCCCUCCACCACCUAUGGUAAAUCUCAACAUCGGCGACACGAUGAACAUCAGCUGCACUGCGAUCGGCGUCCCUACCCCGGAGGUGGUCUGGCGUCUCAACUGGGGCCACAUUCCAGCCAAAUGCACGACCAGGAGUGUGAAUGGUGUUGGCACUUUAAUCUGCCCUGACAUCCAGGAGACGGACCAGGGAGCGUACAGCUGCGAAGCCAUCAACACGCGUGGCCCAGUGUUUGCAGUGCCGGAUGCCAUCCUGGUGGUGAACCGGCCACCUUCCGUGUGCCAGCGAGGCUACUUCAACGACCUGGCCUACCGCCCGUCAGACUGCAUCCCUUGCUUCUGCUUCGGCGUCACGUCGGACUGCUCCAGUGCGGACCUGUUCACGUAUCAGUUGCCUCCACCACUGGACGCGACAACACUGGUUGGAGUGCGCAUCGACCCGCAGACGGGAGCUGUUAGCAUCAGUCCGCAGCUACCGCGGUCGCGUCCCGGCAUCCGGCCACUCGACAGGUCGAGGGGCAGCUUCCAGGUGUACUCAGUGGAGCGUACAUCUGACGGCAUAUACCCGUACUUUGCUAUGCCGGAGAACUACCUGGGUAAUCAGCUCAAGUCCUAUGGAGGCUACCUGAAGUACACUGUCAACUUUGUCGGCCAAGGAAGACCCAACAACGCUCCUGAGGUCAUACUUUCGGGUAACAACUACACACUGGUGCACGUCCCGCGGCAGCAGCCCGAGGCGGGCCGCGACAACGACAUGUCGGUCCGCUUCUUCUACGGUGAAUGGUACAAACGGACCGGUGCCAGGCCUGGCGGUGAUAUUCCUGGGGGGCCUACGGAUGUCCUCGCCUCUCGUGAGGAGAUCAUGAUGGCUCUCAGCAAUGUGGACAACAUCCUCAUCAAGACCCAGCACACAGACGGAGGGCUCCUUAGCACGACAUUAUCCAACAUCCACAUGGACUCUGCUGCGAUCCGCAACACCGGCCAAGGACAGGCAGCUUUCGUGGAGGAGUGCCGCUGCCCACCCGGUUAUGCUGGCCUCUCUUGUGAGAGGUGCGCCGAAGGCUACGAGCACCGCCCGCAGGGCCCGUGGCUGGGCGUGUGCGUGCCCAGUGCACCGCCGACACCGCAGUCGUGCCGGCCGGGCGAGUACGGAGACCCGCAGCGCAACAUCCCCUGCCAGCCGUGCCCCUGCCCACUUACCAGCCCUGGCAACCAGUUUGGACGCACGUGUUUCUUGGACACCGAUGGACAGGUUACCUGUGACUGCCCGCCAGGAUAUGUCGGACGCCGUUGUGAACGCUGUGAUGUGGGAUACACUGGGAAUCCUCUUAUCCCAGGGGACUCUUGCUCUCCAGGUGGUCCGUGCGAUGCUGCUGGUAGCCUCUCGACUGAAGUGGAUCCUGUGACUGGGCAAUGUCGUUGCAAGGAACUGACAACGGGGACCCUGUGCAACCAAUGCAAGCCCAACUCUUUCCACCUGGCGUCGCAGAACCCUGAGGGCUGCAUCAGCUGCUUCUGCAUGGGCAUCACCGACUCUUGCACCAGCUCCUCCUGGUACCGCAAUCAGAUAACAUCAGCAUUCACACGCGACGCACAGGAUUUCAAGCUUGUUGAUGACCCCCUCAACCUGGACCGACCCAUAACAGAAGGACUGCGUGUUGACCCUGUGGCCAGGGAGCUGGUCUUCCAAGAUUUCUCCAGGCGCAGCCCUGUAGUGUACUAUUGGAUGCUGCCCCCGCAGUUCCUGGGAGACAAGGUGACCUCGUACGGUGGAUACCUGAACUACACGGUGCGCUACGUCCCGGCCCCCGGCGGCCAGAGCUCCAGGAACAAUGCCCCAGAUGUCGAGCUCAUCAGCUCGAACGACAUCAAGCUGAUGUACUUCGGGCGCGACCAGAUCGAGGCGGACCGACCGCAGACCGUUUCGGUGCCGCUGCUGGAGCAGUACUGGCAGCGCAACGACGGGCAGCAGACGCACCGCGACCACAUCAUGAUGGCGCUCGCCGACGUCCAGGCCAUCCUCGUCAAGGCCACCUACACCACCAACACCCGCGAGGCUGCGCUGAUCCGGGUGGAGAUGGAUAUAGCCGAGGAGCGCAACACCGGCCAGUACCGCGCUUUCCCGGUGGAGCAGUGCGCGUGCCCCGUGGGAUACCGCGGCCUGUCCUGCGAAGACUGCGAUGCGGGCUACACGCGCUCCUUCGAAGGUCUCUACCUCGGACUUUGCGAGCCCUGCAACUGCAACGGACACUCCGACGAGUGCCACCCGGAGGAAGGAACUUGCUAUAACUGCCGAGACCACACCACCGGUCCAAACUGUGAGCAGUGCGAGCCAGGCUACGAGGGUGACGCGACACGUGGAACAGCUGCCGACUGCCGUCCUACCGGAGACAGGCCUCCGACCAGUGACACGUGCUACUGUGACCCGCGGGGCAGCCGCGGACCUGACUGCCCGUGCGUCUGCAAGACAAACGUGGAGGGCGAACAGUGCAACCUCUGUCGGCGGGGCACGUUCUCCCUGUCCGAGGACCACGUCGAGGGGUGCCUGGAAUGCUUCUGCAACGGUGUGUCCGAGACCUGCCAGGCGUCCGACCUGUACCGCCAGCAGAUCCCGAUGCAGGUGUUCGACGAGAACCACGGCUUCACGCUCGCUGACAACAACAGACAGACAAUAAUCAGAGACGGAUUCACAGUGAAUAUGGCCCGCAACGAGAUCGAACACCGUGUGAGUGGAGCCGAGCAGCGACUGUUUUGGUCUCUGCCCCCUUCGUUCACUGGUAACAAGCUCGAGUCGUACGGCGGCUAUCUGAACAUCACACAGUCGUACUCGGCGCAGCCGAACUCCCGCCGCUAUUACGACACGGACAUUGUUAUUGUGGGCAAUGGAAUCAGCAUCUACUGGUCAGGCGUCCCAGAUACCAGGCCUGACGUACCAUUUACAUACAGCGUGCAGCUGAAGGAAGGUGUGUGGCAGAGGCUGCUUUUGGGAGGUCCGGGACCCGCGUCUCGGCAGGACAUGUUGCGCGUGCUGUCUGCCGUCGAGGCUAUCCUGGUGCGCGCCUUCCACGCGACACUCACCACCGCCACUCGAAUCUCCGACAUCUCCCUCGACACGGCAGUGCCGCAGCCUACGGGUCAGGCAGCUGUCCGCGACGUCGAAGUGUGCCGCUGCCCGCCCGGUUACCGAGGAUCGUCCUGCGAGUCUUGCUCGCCCGGCUACUACCGCGACACGAGCCGCGGGCCGGAGAGUGCCACCUGCGUUCGCUGCCCGUGCAACGGCAACGAGGAGAGCUGCUACGCCGACCGCGACGGCCGCGUCACCUGCGUCUGCCAGCCCGGCUACACUGGCCGCUACUGCGACUCCACAGAACGACCACCAAUUGUGACACCAUCACCGUUGCCGGGAUCUACCGACUCUCCGCAGCCGACCAUAACGGUCAGAAUUUCUGAGCCAUCCAUCCAGAUUGUCGAAGCCGGCAGCACUGUCCGCUACAGGUGCACGGGAGUGUCUGUCUAUGAGGUUCCAGUGAGCCUGGUCUGGACCAAGGAAGGCGGAGAGUUGCCGGACAGGGCUUACGACGACCGCCGCGGCACGCUCACCAUCACCAGUGUCGUGCCGUCUGACUCCGGCACUUACAUCUGCACGGCAUCCGACCAGUACAGCAUCCAGACGAGCCGCGCCGUGCUCACUGUAGGAGGGUCCGGUUCAGAACCGCCGAGAGUCGAAGUGCGGCCUCAGUACCUGACCGUCAACGAAGGCGACAGUGCAGAGUUCGAGUGCUCGGCUUCCGGAAUACCCCAGCCCGACAUCAGGUGGACGCCAGAUGAAGGCCGCCAGCUCAGCCCACAGGUGUACUACAGUGGAGGCGUAUUGCGCAUACCGUCAGUACGCAAGUCGGACGAGGGUCGGUACACGUGCUCGGCCAGCAAUCCUGCAGGAGAGGACAGGCGCACCGUCUACCUCUAUGUCUCUGAUUCGCCAGAACCUUCGGUUCAGCUCACGAUGCAGCCUUCUACGUACGACGGCCCCGAGGGCGCGACAGUGGUCCUGCGCUGCCUCGCCGGAGGCGUGGCGGGUGCGCCGCCCCCGCGCAUUACCUGGAGCCGCCAGGGCGCCGAGCUGCCGCCGAACGCCCGCCAGGACGACGACGGGCGCGGGUCGGCCACUCUGGAAAUCCCGUCUGCAACUGCGGCUGACUCCGGCGUGUACGUGUGCACGGCUGUGAGGACGACCCCGCCGUCCUACACUACCAGCACCGUCAGAGUAGUCGUCACUGCCUACAGGCAACCACCGCUCGUGAGCAUCGAACCGGAACGUCAGACGGUGGCGCAGGGAUCGUUGGCAGAGCUCCGUUGCGUGGCUUCUGGUGACCCCACACCGGCCAUCACUUGGAGCAAGGCCAAUGAGGAACUGUCGAGCAGCUCACAGGCUGUAGGCCCAGUGCUGAGAAUUCCCAACGUCCAGGUCCAGGACCGAGGCAUCUACAUCUGCACAGCCGAGAGUCCGUCUGGAACGUCGCAGGCCUCUGCUGUGCUUGAAGUUGAACGUCGCGAAUCGCCGCGGGUCAGUCUGUUCCCGACAGAGCAGCAGACGGUCAUCACAGGAGGAAGCACCCUCCUGCAGUGUCGUGUCGAGGCCGGCAUUCCGGCGCCCACCGUCACCUGGUCGCGCGUCGACGGCAGGCCGCUGCCGUCCACUGUCGAGGAGCUGCCCGGAGGGGUCCUCAGGUUCACGGGAAUGACGAAAGAAGACGAGGGAACGUAUCUGUGCGUCGCCCGUAACGAGGCGGGUGAAGCGCGCCUGACUGGCUCCAUCUCGGUGCAGACUCCGCCGCAGAUCACACUGCUUCCCUCACAGCAGGUGUCGGUGAACGCCGGCCAGAACAUCCGACUCGAGUGCCGUGCCACCGGUGACCCUCUUCCCAACGUCUUCUGGCAGACGAUACAGCGUCCAUUUGCCGUGGAGUCGGCGGCACGACCGUCAGUGGCCAUACUACAAAUCAAUGGCGCGAGCCGCGCAGACGAGGGCUCCUACAGCUGUCUGGCGCAGAAUGCGGCCGGAUCCGCCGAGGAACGCCUCUACCUCACUGUUGUCGAUGCUGGUGCCGGAGUGUAUCCGCCUGGAAAUGACACUUACUAUCCUCCGUACCCGCGGCCGACUCGUCCCUACAGCACCGAGCCACCUUUCGGCCAGGAGACCGGCGCCGAAGGUGAAGGGGGAGUCAAGGAACCGACUCCCAGGCCCGGAUACCCGCAGUACCCCGGCCUCACCGUAUCCAGCCAGCGUUUCGAGCUGCCGGUCGGCGGUAGUGGCGAUCUCCGCUGCUCCCUCUCAGGCCGUGACCCCCAGAUCGACCGCAUCUUCCUGCGCUGGAUACGGCCGGACAACCGCCAGUUACCACGCAACAGCUACGAGCGCGACGGCAUCCUGAGCCUGCGCAACGUGCAAUACGGGGACGAGGGCGAGUACAUCUGCCAGGGUGUCAGCCCCACGGGCCAGACCGUCUUCAGCGCCAGUACCUACGUCGAGCUGAUCGAGCUGCCACGGAUCCGGUUAGAGCCGGAACACCAGGUGGUGAGGCCGGGUGACUCCGCACGCAUCGAGUGCUCUGUGGUCGGCACGCCUCCCAUCGACAUCAGGUGGCAGGCCGUGGGUCGCGGACUGCCCCCCUCCGUCACGACGUCCGGCGGCGUUCUUCAGUUCCAGGGCAUCACUGUCGCUGAUACGGGACGCUACAUCUGUUUAGCAACCAACAGAUACGGACAGGCAGAAGGUGCCGCAGAAGUGAUUGUCGAAGACUACGAGUCGCGCCCACCAGUAACUUCCCCGGUCCAGCGCGACCAGACGGCAAACGUGGGCAGCCGCGUAGAGCUGCAGUGCCGGGUGUCGCAGAUUGCGGACAGGGGAGCCUCGUACAGCUGGACGCGCUACGACCGUCGCCCGCUGCCGCCCACGUCGACGCGCAGAGGGGACACCCUGGUGCUCAAUGACGUCCGGCCCGAGGACUCGGGUCGCUACGUGUGCACCGUGACCGAGGCCUACCCCGGCAACCGCCAGUUCUCCGAGUACAUCGACCUGCGUGUCGAGCUGUACACGGCGGGUGGGUGCUACUUCGCCCCUCCGGGCGUCUCCGGCGUGGCGGCUGUGGGCGGCUUCCAGUGCCGCACUGGGGAGUGCGUCCCGCUCACGGCUCAGUGCGACGGCCGCAUCGACUGUCGCGACGGCAGCGACGAGCUCUACUGUGGUGGCGGACCUGCCGGCUACCGCAGGGGCGGACGGGGAGUGUCGAGCCUGUCACUGCACGUCGACGCGAGUAGCCAGCAGGUGCGAGCGGGCGACAACGUGGACCUGCGCUGCCGUGUCUCCGGGGCGGACGGCUCGGUGCCUGUCAACUUCCGCUGGACCAAGGAGGACCGCGACCGGCAGCUCGACGGCAACGUGCAGACUGCCAACGAACUGCUCAGGAUAACAAACGUGAGGCCAGAAAAUGGAGGUGUGUACAGGUGCACGGCUUACACCGGUGCUGGAACCUUCAGUGAAGACUAUGUGCUCACCAUUCAGGACAUACCUGACCCAAUGAAUGACGACGCUGCAGCCAUCGAAACACUGACAGCAGAAUACGGGUCGACGGUGAGCAUGGAGUGCAAGACUGACCUGGAACCUCCUGUGAACUACCGGUGGUCACGCCAGGGUGGUGACCUGCCGGAUAAGGCAGAGGAGAGACAGGAGUGGCUUCAGAUCCGAGAGGUGACGGGCCGCGAUGCGGGCACGUACACUUGCACGGCGGACAACGGCAACUUGCGGAUGGACAUCCCGAAGGUACUGGUAGUGACGGGCGUGGUGCCGUACUUCUCACAGGAGCCCAACGCGUACACGAAGCUGCCGACGCUGUCGCAGGCUUACGUCGGCUUUGACGUGUCCGUCUCCUUCAGACCAGAUUCUCCAGACGGUAUGAUUCUGUACAACGGAGAGAAGUCAGGGGACGAGGGCGACUUCAUCUCGCUGGGUCUGGUAGACGGUCGAGUCGAGUUCCGCUUCAACGUCGGAUCUGGCCCUGCAGUGAUAACGUCCCGUGACCGCAUCCGGCUGGGAGAGUGGCACACCGUGCGCAUCGUCCGGGACAAGAAGCGCGGUUCGCUGUACGUCGACAACCGGGAAGCAGUUACAGGCGAGACGACGGGUCUGUUCCAAGGACUGGACCUGAAGGAGCCCCUGUUCAUCGGCGGCGUGCCCGACUACCGCCAGAUCAGCAGCCAGAGUGGCUUCGCCAAGGGCUUCAAGGGCUGUGUCAGCCGGCUGGUGCUAAGUGCCGCCAGCCAGCCCGUCGACCUGAUGCGGGAGGCGAUCGAGAGCGAGGGCGUGACGGCGUGCGACGCCUGCAGCCACUCGCCCUGCAGCAAUGGCGGCGUCUGCCAGGAGGCGGCCGACUCGCCACGCGGCUUCACCUGCCUCUGCACACCCGGAUUCUCCGGGACCCUCUGUGACCGCUACGGCGAGGCCUGCUACCCUGACGCUUGCGGACCGGGACGGUGCCACGUGGAUGACGAGAGGGGCCUUAUAUGUUUCUGCCCGUUCGGACGCACGGGACCGAGGUGCGAGCGGGAGGUGAGCGUGCGCACACCCAUGUUCAACGGGGAGGCCUACCUCGCGUACACCACCCCUGCGAGGGCGACUUCCAAACUGAUAGUGUCCAUCAAGUUCCGACCAGACGACCUCAAUGACGGCAUCAUAGCGUACAGUGGCCAGUCGACAGACGGAAGGGGAGACUUCUUCGCCAUCGUCAUCCACAACAGGACCGUCGAAUUCCGCUACGACACUGGAGCAGGACUGAAGGUACUGCGCAGCCGGCACAGGCUGGUGGCCGGCGAGUGGACGUCGCUGACGGCGCGCCGCGACUACAAGGAGGCGUCACUGACUGUCGCCGAGGACCGGCAGACGCGGCUCGAGAGUGCCGGUGGGCGCGGGGCUGCCAACCGCGGGCUCAACCUGCGCACGCCGCUCUUCCUGGGAGGUGUCAACUGGGCUGCCAUCACCGUGUCACAGAACGCCGCCGUAACGCGCGGCUUUGUCGGCUGCAUCUCUGAACUGAAGGUGUCUGGCCGGACGGUGGAUCUGGUGAACGCAUUGGUGGAAGCGGCAAACGUGGAGGAGUGCGUCGACCGAACGCCACCUCCGACGGCCAGCGACGAAGGCUUCGGCCCGACGGCCGUAGGUGGCUGCCGCGGUGACAUGAACCCCUGCCAAAACUCUGCACGUUGCAUCGAGGUUCCUGGCUCCGGUCGCUACUACUGCGACUGCCCACCGGGAUACACGGGAACGAACUGCGAGACGGCACUGCAGGACCAAGAGGACGCGCUGUGCCGCUCACUGCGGCCGUGCCAGAACGGCGGCUCCUGCGAGACGCGCGGCUCCACCUACCACUGCCACUGCCCCAUUGGCUGGACCGGAACCAACUGCCAGCAAGCUGCCGAUUUCGAGACGGAGGCGGGCUUCCAGGGAGACGGCUGGGUGGAGCUGCCGGGCCGGCUGAUGGCGCACGGUGAUCCGCACCAGCAGGAGCAGCUGACCGUGGAGUUCUCGACGACGCAACCUGACGGCAUCCUCUUCUGGCACGGCCAGGAACUGGAGGCCUCUGGACGCGGACAGGACUACCUCGCUCUAGCAGUUGUGAAUGGCAGCCUGGAGUUCAGCUACGAGCUAGGUUCGGGCCCGGCACGCAUUCGCUACCCGCUGCGAGUGGACGACGGCCGGACGCACACGGCCGUGGCGGAGCGGCAAGCCACGCAGGGGUCGCUGUCCGUCGACAACGGGACGCCCGAGUACGGCGAGAGUGGAGGCCUGCGUGCCAUGCUCAACACCGACGGCAGCAUCUAUGUCGGCGGCCUCCCCAACCCGUCGCUGAUGACGGACGGCCGCUACCUGUCCGGACUGACGGGCUGCGUGCACGCCAUCUACAUUGACGAGGACACGGCGCCGCUCUACCUGCGGGAGCUGGCCAUUGGCGGCAGGAACGUCCGAUCCUGUGACUCUCGCUGGGUUCCGUCCUCACUCGUUCUCACCGAGGAAUCUAAUGCCGGGGUCGCCGAAGGGAACGAUAAUUUCUACGGCGACAACAACGACAGUGGACAGGUCGACCUCAUUUCUGUGGAAAAUGACGACACGAGCGUAAACGGUCCGUACAGUGGCGGGAGCGUCCCCGCCCAUUACGAAACCGGCGACGAGACGGAGAUCGUCGAUCGGCACGAAGUCACCCACCGCCACAGAUUCGAGGAACUCGAGACGGAGGACCCGGUGGUGCUGUGGCAGCCACACGCUUACCCCGAGCCGACGGCGUCAGACCUGCGCACUCUGGCGCCCUCGUCGUCCGUGCACCACUACCCCGCCAGGUCUCGCCCCCCGUCGUCCGCGCGGGUCGCGACCGCCUCCGGGCCGGCCGUGCUGGUGGCGGCAUUCGCCACUGCAGUGGUAGCCGCACUGCGGAUGCACUAGCGGCAUGCGAGUGGGUCUGAAAUUGACAACGAGCUGUUCGGACGGCGACAGAGACGACUCACAGCCGGCCACCGCCGAGGCAAGGGCAGGCGGCAGGCGGGGAGGAAAGCGUGAAGAAACUGCGGCAAAUUGAGAAGGAGAUUAAUGCAAUGAUUCUUUUUUGUGUUCACUAAUGUGUACGAGUGUGUGGAUGCAGUGUGGUGCCUUUGACUACCAGGAAAUUGUCGUAUUUCUGUCAGAGUGCUUCUAAUGUACGACAGUUGUAGUGGCGAGUUGCAACAUCUCUGUGUGUUCGUGUAUUAUUUUAAUUGUUCUCACUAAUCGGUGGGGUUAAUCCACGGUGCAUCUCAAUUUCUUUUUUUACCGUGCUGUCCCCGAUGUUGAAACUGCCACUAGUUUAUAACAAUUGAGAAUGGCGGUGUCAAAUGCACCGUGCCUGCCUGCAUUUAAGAUAAUAACUGUUAUUGUAAAAGUAGGGCUGUGUUACUCUGAUUUCAUUUUCUUCUUAAGUGGCGGAAUGUAAAAAGAAGUAGGGAGAGGAAUGUAAUUUUCCUUCUUCUUUUUUCCUACAUAAUUUUCUGUCCCCUUCCUCCUGUGUGCAUUUGUGCGUGUGCGAGAGAUAGGAUAUGUUUCUAGCGGACGAGGAAGUGUAACGUAAAACGUAGCUGGGAAAAUACUGCACAUUUCCAGUUUUGCAUUCCUCUUGAUACGUACCCAUUUACUAGCUCAAAAGUACUGCUAGAAAAUUCGUACAGGAUUAACUUGCAAUUACAAAAAAAAUUGCAAAAAUUAUAGCUAUGACACAUUUGUUACUUGCAGCAUUUUUUGAUGCCAGUAGAAUAUCAGGAAUGUGCAAACACUUUCCCAGUCGUUUUAAAAAAGUAUUUUGCAUUACUUCUCAGUUUUAACAUUACUGAAAGCAGUAGUUUCUUCACGUUAUUAUUAUUACUACUACUAUUGUACUACUAUUUUAUUAUUAUUAUUAUUAUUAUUUUUAAUUUAUUGCCACUGUCUCGAUACUCUUUUAUCUCGAGUUUGUAGUGUUCGUUUUUAACUCUGUGCGUAUUAUUCCUCUUUGUCCUGCCCGCACCACUAGAAUACAACUUUAUAUUACUGUGUAUAAAAUGCGGCACUUUCCUCUUGAGGGGGAGGAGCCGUUAAAUGAAACUGCCAUUGUAUUCUAGUGAAAACUGAAACUGAAAGAUGUUUUUUUCUGUGACUUAUUAUUAUUAUUUUGUAACUGAGUGUUUAUACGGAACUGUGAGGAGAUAUGAGAUGAUUUGCUCUGUUUUGUUUUUUAUGUAUUUUUUUAAAUGUUUGCUGCUAUGUCCUUUGGUGCUACUAAACUUUUUGUGCCAUAGUGUGCAUCCCAAACCAGUGCAGAUUUUUGUAUAUUAACUACUGUAGUAAGACACUGUCAUUGCCUUGAUGAUGACUGUCAGUUUAAGAUAAUACUUAGCGUUUAUUUGUGAAGGACGAGGAAGAAAAGGUGAAGUAAAGCAUUAUAAUUUUACUGCCAUAAAAGUAAUAAUAAUAAUAAAUUAUGUCUGUUUUUAAGAAAAAA